Messenger RNA from Closterium sp. Yama58-4, 558 nucleotides. The record is from the annotation of a GenBank genome assembly. NCBI's taxonomy places the organism in Eukaryota, Viridiplantae, Streptophyta, Zygnematophyceae, Desmidiales, Closteriaceae.
AUGACAACGGCGUGGCAGUGUCAACGUCUUCACGACAACGACUUCCCGGCGUCUCCACGACAACUCCACGCAUGUCUGCGUGGCGUGGCUUCCCGGCACUCCCCUGCGUGGCGCGGCUUCACGGCAACUCCCCGGCAUCUUCACGGCGAGGAGCGACUUCACGGCGGGGUGGAAAGAGGCGCAUCUCACGUCUUCCUCGUCUUCGUCUUCUCUUCCGAAGUGGCGGAGGAGCACAAGGCGCGGCAGAGGAGGUGCACGACGGACGGGAGGUCGCGGCUGGAGGAGCACAACGGAACGAAACCAAGGCUCAAUGGAGGAGGAGCACAACGGACGGGAGGUCGUGGCUGCAGCAACGAAACCAAGGUUCAAUGGAGGAGGAGCACAACGGACGGGAGGUCGUGGCUGCAGCAACGAAACCAAGGGUUUCGUGGAGGGGAGGUCGCUGCAGCGACAUGGAGCUUUCACCGUUUUCUCCCUCUCCUUCAUUUCCAGGCCUUGGCAGAGGAGCAGAAGAACGGGACGGCACGGCACGGCCGAAGGGUGAGAGUGGGUUGGUAA